This is a messenger RNA of Cryptomeria japonica (Japanese cedar), 429 nucleotides long. RefSeq lists its product as uncharacterized. Lineage: Eukaryota; Viridiplantae; Streptophyta; Pinopsida; Cupressales; Cupressaceae. The coding region runs from base 1 to 429 and encodes 142 amino acids. The record is from RefSeq and is a predicted model, not a curated record. The transcript has a single exon.
AUGAAAAAGUUGGUUGAUGAAAAUGAUCGAGAUUGCCAUAAGAAGGUAUAUGAAGCUUUGUGGGUAGAUAGAAUCAUGCCUAAAAGAGCCAUCGGAAUGCCACCUUUUGAGCUUGUGUAUGGGAUCAGCACAAAACUUUCUUUACCCCUGGAAUUGUCAGUAGCCAAGCUACAGACAGUAUUUGAGGAUUCUUUCUUUCAGAAUGCUCUAGAGAAGAGGGUUAUGUACCUAAUAAAGUUGGAAGAAGAAAGAGAGAUGUUGGUGGAUAGAAUUACAAAGCAUCAGAGCAGGGUGAAGAAUAUUUUUGACAUGAGGGCUCAUCCAAGAGGUUUUCUUGAAGGAGAUGAGGUACUGCUAUGGGAUAAAUGGAAGGAACCAAAGGGUGCACAUGGUAAAUUUCACUCAUUGUGGAAAGUAUUGGCAUUUUAG